AUGACUAUCUCCCAAAGCAACAAUGAGAGCAACGGCACGCAGCCACCAAGAAUCCCAACCACACAAGGAUAUGGCCAGCAUCCACUACACGACAGAUCACAGAGGCCAUUAAAAGUCAUCGUCGUGGGUGCAGGCCCUUCAGGAAUCGCAGCGUUGAUUGAGUUGAAGAAACUCCCGCACGUUGAGAUUUUAUGCUUUGAGAAGAAUGCUAAUGUUGGAGGAACAUGGUUGGAGACAAGGUACCCUGGUGCCGCGUGUGAUGUUGCAAGUCACGCCUACCAGUAUUCGUUUGACUACAAGACGGAUUGGUCCCGACACUUUUCACCGGCCGAGGAAAUUGGCGAGUACUUCAUCUCAGUGGCAAAGAAGCACGAUCUAUACAAUAGAAUCACCUUCAACUCCCGUGUGAUUGGCGCCGAGUGGGACGACGAUACAGGGCUUUGGCGGGUUCAGGUUGCGCGUGACAUCUCACCUGAGAGCGAUGCUAUCGUUGAAGACCACCAUGCUCAUGUUUUCAUCAACGCGGGCGGUAUUUUGAAUGAUUGGAAGUGGCCUGAUAUCGAGGGCUUGCACAACUUUAAAGGAAAACUGAUACAUACAGCUGCUUGGGACCCCGAGAUCGAUCUCAAAGGAGCGUCUGUUGGCAUCAUCGGAUCCGGCGCAAGCAGCAUACAGGUAGUCCCAACCAUACAGCCAUUAUGCGACAAAAUCGACGUAUAUGUGCGAUCACCUACAUAUAUUCUUCCGACAGUUGGGUUCGGCAUAGAGUCCUCUAACUUCAACGCGCCAUAUACUGCGGCAGAUAUCGAGCGGUUUAACAACGACCCGGAGUAUUACAAGGCGUUCCGAAAACAGAUUGAACAACAGAUGAAUGAGAACUUUGCUGCUAGCAUUAAGAACUCAGAGGCACAGGAGAAGGGCAGACAGUGGGCAGAAAAGAUGAUGAGUUCAGCAAUUGCCUCACCAGAGCUGAGAGAGAAGCUCAUUCCAAGUUGGGAGCUAGGAUGCCGGCGACUUACUCCCAGCCUACCGUAUCUCAAAGCAAUCCAGGAGCCCAAUGUGAAUGUCAUCCGAACGGGUAUACGCAGGAUCACUGAAAAGGGAAUUGAGACGGACGAUGGUGAGGUUCAUGAAGUAGACACUCUUAUCUGUGCAACUGGAUUCAACACUUCUUUCUCUUCCAGAUUCAACAUCGUUGGUCGAAAUGGUAUGAGUCUACGUACUAUGUGGAAGGCUAGAGGUCCAGAAGCCUACCUUGGAAUGGCCAUUGCAGGCUUGCCCAAUUACUUCACUCUGUUAGGGCCUAACUGUCCCAUCGCCAAUGGUUCUCUGAUUCCAUGCAUCGAGUCAAGCGCCAAAUACAUCGUGAAAGCGAUCACAAAGAUCCAAACAGACCAGAUUCGCUCUUUGGAUGUGAAGCAACCCAUCCAAGGCGCGUUCAAUGACUAUGUUCAAGAAGUCCACAAAGACCUUGUCUGGACAGGAUCUUGUCAGAGCUGGUAUAAGGACCGGAAGUCAGGCCGAGUCGUUGCAGUCUGGCCAGGAUCAAGCAUUCAUUUCAUGGAGAUGAUUGCUAGCCCACGAUGGGAAGACUUCGAAAUCAAGUACAUAAACUCAAAUCCAUUUUCGUUCAUGGGCAAUGGUAUAUCUCAGCGCGAGGCGAGGGGCGAAGAUCUCACAUACUAUCUCGAUGAUAUGAUACCGGAAGUGAAGGCAUGA
This is a messenger RNA of Fusarium mangiferae, 1719 nucleotides long. Its product is annotated as related to monooxygenase. Lineage: Eukaryota; Fungi; Ascomycota; Sordariomycetes; Hypocreales; Nectriaceae. Gene Ontology annotation, molecular function: NADP binding; N,N-dimethylaniline monooxygenase activity; flavin adenine dinucleotide binding. Bases 1 to 1719 code for a protein of 572 amino acids. The record is from RefSeq and is a predicted model, not a curated record. The transcript has 11 exons.